Alexandromys fortis (reed vole) is the source of this 822-nucleotide messenger RNA. RefSeq names its product H6 family homeobox 2 (gene Hmx2). The transcript is spliced from 2 exons. NCBI's taxonomy places the organism in Eukaryota, Metazoa, Chordata, Mammalia, Rodentia, Cricetidae. Bases 1 to 822 code for a protein of 273 amino acids. The record is from RefSeq and is a predicted model, not a curated record. Gene Ontology annotation, biological process: regulation of transcription by RNA polymerase II. Gene Ontology annotation, molecular function: RNA polymerase II transcription regulatory region sequence-specific DNA binding; DNA-binding transcription factor activity, RNA polymerase II-specific. Gene Ontology annotation, cellular component: nucleus.
AUGGGCAGCAAGGAAGAUGUGGGGAAGGGAUGUCCGGCGGCCGGUGGCGUCUCCAGCUUCACCAUCCAGUCCAUCCUGGGCGGGGGCCCUUCCGAGGCACCGCGGGAACCCGCCGGGUGGCCAGCCAGGAAACGCAGCCUGUCUGUGUCCUCGGAGGAGGAGGAGCUGGACGAAGGCUGGAAAGCGCCGGCUUGUUUCUGCCCAGAUCCGCACGGCCCCAAGGAGCCAAGCCCUAAGCACCAUCCCCCCAUCCCUUUCCCUUGCCUGGGUACCUCCAAAGGCAGCGGAAGCGCAGGGCCUGCGGGCUCGGAGCGCACGCCUUUCCUUUCUCCUUCUCACUCGGACUUUAAAGAAGAGAAAGAGAGGCUCUUGCCGGCGGGCUCGCCCUCUCCGGGCCCGGAACGGCCUCGGGAUGGUGGUGCGGAACGGCAGGCCGGGGCGGCCAAGAAAAAGACGCGCACCGUCUUCUCCCGCAGCCAGGUGUAUCAGCUCGAGUCCACCUUCGACAUGAAACGCUACCUGAGCAGCUCGGAGCGCGCCUGCCUGGCCUCCAGCCUGCAGCUCACCGAGACCCAGGUUAAGACUUGGUUCCAGAACCGCCGCAACAAGUGGAAGCGGCAACUCUCGGCCGAACUGGAGGCGGCCAACAUGGCACACGCGUCGGCGCAGACUCUCGUGGGCAUGCCGCUGGUGUUUCGGGACAGUUCACUGCUGCGAGUGCCGGUGCCGCGCUCGCUCGCCUUCCCGGCGCCGCUCUACUACCCCAGCAGCAACCUCUCGGCCUUACCUCUCUACAACCUGUACAACAAGCUUGACUACUGA